AGUAGGCUUUUUUUUUUAUUGGUCAAGAGAAUAGUAAUAUAUUAAACAAAUCAAAAGCCAAAAGGCAAAAGGUGGAAGCAUUUAGUGCUACUACUGUUAUUCCUAAUCAAAUAAAUAUAAAACCCACCUGCACUAAAACAAGAACUUUAAAAAAAAGUGAUCAAAAUCCCCAUAAAUUAAAGAUGAUAUAAUCUAACAUAAAAUCUAAGCCUCAUGUAAAUAUAGAGCCAAGCCAAGAAACCAACCUUACCCACAUCUUUUUAGACUCAUUGAAAGAUCCUCUACAUCCCAUAAAUUAGCCUUUGUUUUCUACCAACGUCCUUGGCGUGAAUCAAUGUUAAUGCUUCAACACUCUCUUCAUCUCAUUCACUCCUCUUCCUCAGUCUCCAUAAAUUCAAAGCCAAUCCUAAAGCAAGUGUAGCAGGAGACAUUCUAAACCCUCCCAAGUUCUGAACUGAACUCUCUCUCUAUGGUUCAAAUGGGUUUUCCUUUUCGUAUUGUUCUUCUUCUGUUCUGCUUUUGUUUUCAAGCCAUUCACAGCUCUCGGACAUUCUCGCAGAGCUCAAAAACGACGUCGUUACUUAGUGUAGCGGCUUCCACCCAGAAGACUGUUAAUGUUUUUUCAUUGGAUUCUAGAUCCACCAAGACGCAUGGCUACUUGAAUCAGCAAGAGCAAAGCGUUUCGUCUUCCUCUUCAAUUUCUCUCCACCUUCAUUCACGAGUUUUUCUUCAUAGACCUUCACAUAACGAUUACCGGUCGUUGAGUUUAGCUCGACUAAAGCGCGACUCAGCCCGAGUUAGAUCUCUUACUACCCGAUUGGAUCUGGUCUUGGGAGGAGUUUCCAACUCGGAUCUUAAACCAGCUGAGACGCAGAAUAAUGAGCUGGAAAAAUUCAAAGCUGAGGAUGUUCAGGCACCUGUCGUUUCCGGGACGAGUCAAGGAAGCGGUGAGUACUUCUCCCGAGUUGGAAUCGGUAAACCAGCGAGUCCAGUCUACAUGGUGCUCGACACUGGGAGUGACGUAAACUGGGUACAAUGCGCACCUUGCGCCGAAUGCUACCAACAAACGGACCCCAUCUUCGAACCGGCGGCGUCUACUUCGUACGCGCCGCUUACUUGCGAGACCCAACAAUGCAAGUCCCUCGACGUGUCCGAGUGCCGCAACGACACGUGCCUCUACGAGGUGUCGUACGGAGACGGAUCUUACACCGUUGGUGACUUCGUCACGGAGACAGUUACUCUGGGCACGGUUGCUGUCGACAAUGUUGCCAUCGGUUGCGGUCACAACAACGAGGGUUUGUUUAUCGGCGCGGCUGGGCUUCUCGGGCUUGGCGGCGGCUCACUCUCGUUCCCCUCACAACUCAAUGCCACGUCGUUUUCGUACUGCCUCGUUGACCGGGAUUCCGACUCCGCCUCGACUCUCGAGUUCGACUCGCCUUUCCCACCUAACGCUGUAACGGCGCCGUUACUCCGUAACCCUCAACUCGACACGUUCUACUAUCUCGGCAUGGAGGGACUCAGCGUCGGUGGCGAGUUGCUCUCAAUCCCGAAAUCUUUCUUCGAAAUUGACGGAGACGGUAACGGAGGAGUAAUCAUCGACUCGGGAACCGCCGUGACUCGACUACAGACUGACAUGUACAACGCGCUUCGUGACGCGUUCGUGAACGGUACUCGCCACCUACAGUCCACGGAGGGAGUGGCAUUAUUCGACACGUGUUACGAUUUGUCUUCGAAGACGAGCGUGGAGGUCCCAACAGUGUCGUUUCACUUCCCCAACGGGAGCGUUUUACCGUUACCGGCUGAGAAUUUUCUUAUACCGUUAGACUCUAACGGAACUUUUUGCUUUGCGUUUGCUCCGACGUCGUCACCGUUAUCCAUAAUUGGAAAUGUGCAGCAGCAAGGUACACGUGUCGGUUUCGAUCGGUCUAACUCACUUGUGGGUUUUACACGCAAUAACUGUUAGUAAAUUAAGAAUUAGGAGAAUGUUGUUAGAGGUUUGAUAGGUUUGUGGAUGACAGUUUUACCCCUUAUCAGUUAUCAAAGAAAGUAUUUAAUUUUUUC
Molecule: messenger RNA, 2061 nt
Organism: Cannabis sativa
Lineage: Eukaryota; Viridiplantae; Streptophyta; Magnoliopsida; Rosales; Cannabaceae
Product: protein ASPARTIC PROTEASE IN GUARD CELL 1
Exons: 1
Coding region: 470-1963 (497 amino acids)
Biological process (GO): proteolysis
Molecular function (GO): aspartic-type endopeptidase activity
Source: RefSeq, a predicted model, not a curated record